Molecule: messenger RNA, 1074 nt
Organism: Tachysurus vachellii
Lineage: Eukaryota; Metazoa; Chordata; Actinopteri; Siluriformes; Bagridae
Gene: c1ql3a
Product: complement component 1, q subcomponent-like 3a
Exons: 2
Coding region: 25-795 (256 amino acids)
Molecular function (GO): protein binding
Source: RefSeq, a predicted model, not a curated record
GCGGCCGGGGUGCUCGGAGUGGUCAUGGUGCUCGUGCUGGUCGUGCUCAUCCCGGUGCUGGUGAACUCGGCCGGCACUUCUGCACAUUACGAGAUGCUCGGCACGUGCAGGAUGGUGUGCGAUCCGUACGGCACCAAAUCCCCGAGCAGCACGGCCACGGCAGACACGGCGGCGCGCGACACUGGCCUCGUGCAAUCACUGCCCACCUUCAUCCAAGGGCCAAAAGGAGAGCCAGGACGGCCAGGGAAGACAGGACCGCGAGGCCCACCUGGAGAGCCAGGACCUCCAGGACCCGCAGGCCCACCUGGAGAGCGUGGAGAACCUGGACGGCCUGGCUUACCAGGACCUCCUGGGCCAAACGGCGCUGGCGCCAUCAGUGCCGCCACAUACAGCACCGUGCCAAAAAUUGCCUUCUACGCGGGCCUUAAGAAGCAGCAUGAGGGCUACGAGUUGCUUAAGUUUGACGACGUAGUCACUAAUCUGGGGAAUCACUAUGACCCUGCCACAGGAAAGUUUACUUGCUCCAUACCUGGGAUCUAUUUCUUUACUUACCAUGUGUUGAUGCGUGGUGGAGACGGUACCAGCAUGUGGGCAGACCUCUGCAAAAACAACCAGGUGCGAGCAAGCGCGAUCGCGCAGGACGCGGACCAGAAUUACGACUACGCCAGUAACAGCGCGGUGCUGCACCUGGAGCCCGGGGAUGAAGUGUACAUCAAACUGGACGGCGGCAAAGCGCACGGAGGCAACAACAACAAAUACAGCACCUUCUCUGGCUUUAUUAUCUACGCUGAUUAGGACACGAGCUUUGCUCCUCUUCCCGGGCCUUUCCGACCCACGUCCUUCUUUUUGCACUCACUUUUAUUUUUUUAACGUCAAGUUUUCCCUACAGAGCCUGUGGCUGGUGAUACACUCCCUCAUCCGAGCCAUUCACCUUAAACAUAUUAGUGUAAGACUAUGUGGGCUGGACGGUCCGUCUCUCCGAGUCUAAUUCAAAAGUCACACACUUGAUGGAGAAGAUAUAUAAUCCCGAUUUCUGAGAAGAACGCUGAAGAACAAAAUCAUCAGUGCGUAAAA